GUCGGGCUCAAGAUGGAGGGGGCGCUGCCCCCCUCCCCGUACCUCAGAGCAGGAAGGCAGCACUGGCGUUUUAGAUGCAGUCUGAGUCUGGGAAGUAUGAAGGAGAGACACCUUCUCUGCACUGGGGCUUGGAUCCUGUAUUUUCUGCAUUUGCAAGACUCUAUAUUAAAGAUAUUACAGAAAUGAGAGAAUCUAAACAGGUGCCAGGUAUAUUCUUUUAUAAUGGACAUCCAAUAAGACAGGUGGAUGUUGUUGGGAUAGUGGUUGAAAUGAAGGAGCGAGAUGCCUUUUAUAAUUGUGGAGUGGAUGAUAGUACUGGAGUUAUAAAUUGUGUCUGCUGGAAAAACCCCAUCAUAGCAGAAACACCUUUAUCAGGUCAUCCAAGCACACCCAGCAGUCUCAGUGUGUUUGAACAGAUGAAGAAGCUCCAAGAAACAAUAAGCCAAAAAACCAAGCUGGAGAUUGGAGAUGUUGUCAGGGUCAGAGGUCAAAUCCGAACCUAUAGGCAGCAAAGAGAAAUUCAGGCUUCAUGUUUUUAUAAAGUGGAUGAUCCCGUGUGUGAUGUCCAGAUUUCAAGAAUGCUGGAGCUCCCCUGUCUCUAUAGAGAAGUUUAUGACAAGCCUUUCAAGGGCCCUGAGGAAAUACAGAGUGGCCUGGAGGGUCAGGAUUUCUCAAUCCAUACACUGCAUGAGAAAGUGCAAGGCUUUCUAUUAGAAAACAAAAUUCAGACCUUUUACCAGCAGGAGUUGGAGACAGUUGAUUCUCUGGUGUCUCUGGCUGGUGUGCAUCUACCCAGCCCCAGCUGUCAGGAGGUGAAGUCAAAAAGUAACUCCAAUUCCAAAAGGAUUCACAGUGUUUUUAAGGAAGCAAUAAAGAUGCUACAAGAAAAAGGAGUUGUUUUCCAGAAACCUAGCAGUUCCAAGGACUUAUAUUAUGUGACUGACCAUGAUAAGGAUCUGUUUAAAAUGACCCUUGAUGUGAUUAAAGAAGACUGUCGAAAACCCAGGCAUGCUGAAAAAGGCUGCCAUUUCCUUCAUAUCCUGAGUUGUGUUCGGCAGAGCUACAACCCCUCUCUGGCUGAAGUGGUGAUGCACCGUGUCUUGGAACUACUGGAGAGUAACAGUGAUGUUGUCAGUACUAUGGAAGGAUAUUUUAUGGUAUUUUAAAGAGAAAAUAUAAUAAAGAGAGGUUGAGAUACUGUGAGAAGCUGUCGUUAGCUGGUAUAAUCUGGACAGUGGAUAAAAAAGAGCCUUUUGAAUCUCCAAAUGCUAUUUUUGCCCAACUUCAGAGAAAUUGUUAAAAUACUUGUUUUAAUAUUCAUGCUGACUUCUUUGCUAUUCCUAGUGAAAGUGGUAUCAAACUGAUUCUGGACAUUCUGAUCUAGCAGGGGAACUGGAAAAGAAACUGUGCUCUUUCCUAGGAGUAGGAUGAGACAUUGACCAUUCUCACAUCUGCAUCCAGUGGGCCUAAAGAAAAGUCAGUGCUAAAGAUCACUGUUAGAAGCAGUGGUCAUCUCUGGAGAUAUUCUUCUGGCUUGAUGUCUGAUCUUGCAAGCUUUCAUAUGGCAAUAGCUGCAGGUCUUUCUUCUUUCUUUCUUUCUUUCUUUCUUUAUGUGAACUUUGUGGCACCUAGAGAAAGAACACAUAAACAGAAGGAUUUGUUUGUCCUUCCUGGCAGUGUUGGUGCAUCUGUGAAUAUGUAUUCCUCAAUCUGGACUUUGCCACUACUAAAGCAAUCCUCACCAUUCUCUGUAAAGUGAUAUUCAGGAAGGGGGUCCUGCAUCCCUUCCCCAUCCUGCAGCCUUGCCCACUGGUUGUCAAGCAUGUCUGCAUUCCUCUGCAUUUGCAUCUGUGCUAAUGAUGCUUGUUGUGGUUUUUCUGCAUACCUGAAUUCUCAAAAUCAGUGACUGUUUUGCUAUUUCAGUUGCUUCCUACAUGACAAAUGGUAAAACAUAAAUUAGAUGCUUUGGAAAAGAAAUACAGAAGCCAUUGAGACCCACUGUAAUUUCCUCUGUCUGUUGCUUUUUGUGUCUUUUAUUCUUUGUCACUUUUGUGGUAAAAUACUGCCCAUAUCUGUGCUUGCAGAAGAACACAAGGCAUUGAUGAAACAUUGGACUAAAGAAGGUUACCAUGCAAGAAGUUUGAUCUGGAAUAAUUAUAACUCUGAUAUGUGCAACAGUUAAGAAACAAAGUUGUUCAAUAUUUAUCCUUAGAGACGGCUUGCUGCUGCAAG
Ficedula albicollis (Collared flycatcher) is the source of this 2232-nucleotide messenger RNA. It is a transcript of the gene STN1, whose product is annotated as oligonucleotide/oligosaccharide binding fold containing 1. Gene Ontology annotation, cellular component: CST complex; DNA replication factor A complex; chromosome, telomeric region. Gene Ontology annotation, molecular function: single-stranded telomeric DNA binding. NCBI's taxonomy places the organism in Eukaryota, Metazoa, Chordata, Aves, Passeriformes, Muscicapidae. Gene Ontology annotation, biological process: double-strand break repair via homologous recombination; nucleotide-excision repair; telomere capping. The record is from RefSeq and is a predicted model, not a curated record. The transcript is spliced from 10 exons. The coding region runs from base 75 to 1166 and encodes 363 amino acids.